GUCAGCGCCGGAAGUUGGCGGCAACACAGCUUCAAGCUGGGUUUUGUUUGGAAUCGCGGAGUGAGAAGUUUCUCUGUGCUGCUUAGGGACUAACAAUGGACACCCAGAAAGAUGUUCAACCACCAAAGCAGCAGCCAAUGAUAUAUAUCUGUGGAGAAUGUCACACAGAAAAUGAAAUAAAAUCCAGGGAUCCGAUCAGAUGCAGAGAGUGUGGAUACAGAAUAAUGUACAAGAAAAGGACUAAAAGAUUGGUGGUUUUUGAUGCCAGAUGAAACCUGUGAAUUCAGAGGAUUGUCUUCAUUUAUACUUGGAUUUGCCCAUUAAUGUUUCUCAUUGUUGUAUAGCUUUUGGUUUGACAUACGGUAAUACCCCCCACUUACCCUUAAGGGAUAUGUUCCAAGACCCCCAGUGGAUGCCUGAAACCUCAGAUAGUGCCAGACCCUACAUAUGCUAUGUUUUUCCUAUAUGUACAUAGCUAUGAUAAAAUUUAAUUUAUAGAUUAGGCACGGUAAGAGAUUAACAACGACUAAUAAAAGUAAAACAAUUAUAACAAUAUUUGUACAUACAGUACAAUACAAUACAUUAUAACAAUAUACUGUAAUAAAAGUUAUGUGAACGUGACUGGUCUCUCUCUCUUAAAAUAUGGUAUUGUACUAUACCCAUCUAUUUGGGGACUGUGAUUGACCAUGAGUAACUGAAACCACAGAAAAUGAAACUAUGGAUAAGGGAGGACUACUGUACUUAGGAAUACAAUUAUAUACAUAUUUUGUUCUUAAAACCAUAUUGUAUUUAGGUAUCAAUAUUUUAUAUAAAGAAAGUUUUUGUUCAAUUA
Molecule: messenger RNA, 832 nt
Organism: Lemur catta (Ring-tailed lemur)
Lineage: Eukaryota; Metazoa; Chordata; Mammalia; Primates; Lemuridae
Gene: POLR2K
Product: RNA polymerase II, I and III subunit K
Exons: 4
Coding region: 96-272 (58 amino acids)
Biological process (GO): DNA-templated transcription
Cellular component (GO): RNA polymerase I complex; RNA polymerase II, core complex; RNA polymerase III complex
Molecular function (GO): zinc ion binding; DNA binding; DNA-directed RNA polymerase activity
Source: RefSeq, a predicted model, not a curated record